Molecule: messenger RNA, 1738 nt
Organism: Heteronotia binoei (common prickly gecko)
Lineage: Eukaryota; Metazoa; Chordata; Lepidosauria; Squamata; Gekkonidae
Gene: ALDH1A2
Product: aldehyde dehydrogenase 1 family member A2
Exons: 13
Coding region: 26-1582 (518 amino acids)
Molecular function (GO): aldehyde dehydrogenase (NAD+) activity
Source: RefSeq, a predicted model, not a curated record
CAGCCCGCCCGCCGGCCCCAGCACCAUGACUUCCAGCAAGAUCGAGCUUCCCGGCGGGGUGAAGGCCGACCCGGCCGCCCUGAUGGCUUCCCUGCAGCUGCUGCCCUCGCCCGCCCUCAGCCUGGAGCUGAAGCACACCAAGAUUUUUAUCAAUAACGAGUGGCAAAAUUCUGAGAGUGGGGAAGUCUUUCCUGUGUACAACCCAGCGACUGGAGAACAGAUCUGUGAGGUUCAGGAGGCUGGCAAGCCGGAUACGGACAAAGCGGUGCAGGCUGCCCGCCUGGCCUUCUCCCUGGGCUCGGUGUGGAGAAGGAUGGAUGCUUCGGAGAGAGGUCGCCUCCUGGACCGGCUGGCAGAUCUGGUGGAGAGAGACAGAACACUCCUAGCCACCAUGGAGUCUCUCAACAGCGGCAAGCCCUUCCUUCAGGCUUUCUACGUGGACCUCCAGGGCGUCAUCAAGACCCUGCGGUAUUAUGCUGGAUGGGCGGACAAGAUCCAUGGGACCACCAUUCCUGUGGAUGGGGACUAUUUCACCUUCACCAGACAUGAGCCAGUUGGGGUUUGUGGACAGAUCAUCCCGUGGAACUUUCCCCUCCUGAUGUUUGCGUGGAAGAUCGCCCCAGCCCUCUGCUGCGGCAACACCGUGGUCAUCAAGCCGGCUGAGCAGACCCCACUCACGGCCCUCUACAUGGGGGCUCUCAUCAAGGAGGCUGGGUUUCCGCCAGGAGUGGUCAACAUUUUGCCAGGAUUUGGGCCAACCGCGGGCGCAGCCAUCGCUUCUCACCCGGGGAUCGAUAAGAUUGCCUUCACAGGGUCCACUGAGGUGGGGAAGCUGAUCCAGGAAGCAGCAGGAAGGAGUAACUUGAAGAGGGUGACGCUGGAGCUGGGGGGGAAGAGCCCCAACAUUAUUUUUGCAGAUGCAGAUUUGGACUACGCCGUGGAACAGGCCCACCAAGGGGUCUUCUUCAACCAAGGGCAGUGCUGCACAGCUGGUUCGCGGAUCUACGUGGAGGAGUCCAUCUACGAGGAGUUCGUCCGGAGGAGCGUUGAACGGGCCAAGAGGAGAGCUGUGGGGAGCCCUUUCGACCCAGCUACGGAACAGGGACCACAGAUCGACAAGAAGCAGUACAACAAGAUCCUGGAGCUGAUCCAAAGCGGGAUCACCGAGGGGGCCCGGUUGGAGUGUGGCGGCAAAGGCCUGGGCCGGAAGGGCUUCUUCAUCGAGCCCACCGUCUUCUCCAACGUGACCGACGACAUGCGCAUUGCCAAGGAAGAGAUCUUUGGGCCUGUCCAAGAAAUCCUGCGGUUCAAGACCAUGGAGGAAGUGAUCGAGCGGGCCAACAACUCCGACUUUGGGCUGGUGGCCGCCGUCUUCACCAAUGACCUCAACAAGGCCCUGACUGUCUCUGCGGCCAUGCAAGCGGGGACCGUCUGGAUCAACUGCUACAAUGCUUUAAACGCCCAGAGUCCUUUCGGAGGGUUCAAAAUGUCUGGGAACGGGAGAGAAAUGGGCGAGUGCGGAUUGCGGGAAUAUUCGGAGGUGAAGACGGUGACGAUAAAGAUCCCUCAGAAGAACUCGUAAGAAGACAGGCGAGGAGUCCCAGGGGGCCCCGCGAGCGACCCUCCUUGGGGUUCCAUGGGGACGUGCACUCAGGAAUUGUAAAGAGAAUUUUUUGUAGACCCUCGAAUUGCAACCUGGCUCAGAAUUCAAGAGUACUCUGGGUUCCCUGCAGUCCAG